AUGUCGCCGCUGUUCUUUCCGCACGCCGCGCUCGGCGUGGCGCUGGUGAACGUGCUCGCCAUGGCGGGCUAUCUCGGCACGGCGACAGGCAUCGUAAUCGCCCACGUCGUCUGCACGCUUCCCUUCGCGUGGCGGCCGAUCGUCGUGGCCCUGCAGCGGAUCGACGGCGAGAUCGUCGAGGCCGCGUCGCUGCUGGGCGCCGACGAACGGCGCAUCGCGCUGGGCAUCGCGCUGCCGCUGGCGCGCUCCGGCCUCGUCACCGCGCUGCUCUUCUCCUUCAUCAUCUCGUUCGACGAGGUGACGGUGACGAUGUUCCUCACAGGCCCGCAGGUCACGACCCUGCCGGUCCAGAUCUAUGCCUUCAUCCAGGAGAACGCCUCACCGGUGCUGGCGGCGAUCUCGACCGCGACCGUCGUCGGUCACCCUGAUGGUGGUGAUGCUGCUGGAGCGGCUGAUCGGCCUCGAAUUCUUCGUGGCCCAUGA
Messenger RNA from Ostertagia ostertagi, 483 nucleotides. Lineage: Eukaryota; Metazoa; Nematoda; Chromadorea; Rhabditida; Trichostrongylidae. The record is from the annotation of a GenBank genome assembly.